Suillus bovinus is the source of this 2392-nucleotide messenger RNA. RefSeq names its product kinase-like protein. Gene Ontology annotation, molecular function: ATP binding; protein serine/threonine kinase activity. Gene Ontology annotation, biological process: peptidyl-serine phosphorylation; intracellular signal transduction. The transcript is spliced from 7 exons. Bases 49 to 2283 code for a protein of 744 amino acids. Lineage: Eukaryota; Fungi; Basidiomycota; Agaricomycetes; Boletales; Suillaceae. The record is from RefSeq and is a predicted model, not a curated record.
UAUCUUGGUUUGGAAACGAAUCAUUCAACAGACACCAAGUCCUUUUGGAUGGUACAAGUGACUCCACCAACUUUCCCGCCGACCCUCGUCGAUCUUAGCAGAAAUGCAUCUGUCAUAUCAUCAUCCUCCGAAACUGACAUCCCAUCUGAUUCACAAAAGUCUUCCCGCCCACGACCAGCACGUACUUUCUCUUCCCCACGUUCGCAAAGUCCACAGACCAGAACUGUUACUCCCUCCCGACCUCCAAAUUAUCUCACUCGUGAACUCGGAGUAUCCAGCCAUCAAGAAUUUCCACAACUUCAACAGCAGACCAAGGAGAGGAGUAAGAGUAGGAAGAGAUCACGAGAGGCAAGUCGGGCGAGGAGUGCAAAUGGUAGAUUGGGAGCUCAGGAAUUUUCUUUUGGAGACACCCUUGGAGAAGGAUCUUACUCGACGGUGAUGCGUGCACGGUAUAUCAGAACUGGUCAGGAAUACGCUAUCAAGAUCCUCGACAAGAAUCAUCUCAUUCGAAAGGACAAGAUGCUCGUUGCCCUCGCAGAGAAGAACGUCCUCGUCAAACUGGGUGCCGGUCACCCCGGUAUCAUACACCUACACUGGACCUUUCAGGACGAGUGGAGCCUAUUCUUCGUCCUUGACUUGGCACCCAAUGGGGAGAUGCAGUCUCGCAUAUCACGCCUCGGCUCCUUAAGCCUCACCUCCUCCAGAUAUUACGCAGCACAGAUCGUCGAUGCACUGGAGUAUAUGCAUGGGAAAGACGUCAUCCAUAGAGACCUUAAACCCGAAAACCUCCUUCUAGAUGCCCAGUUUCGAAUAAAGAUUACUGAUUUUGGUACCGGAAAGAUAUUAGAGAACGGAGCGGACAGAGCCAAAACAUUCGUGGGCACUGCGCAAUACGUCGCGCCAGAAUUGCUAGAGAGCAACGAGACAAGUAAGAGCUCGGAUCUCUGGGCACUCGGCUGUAUAAUAUAUCAGAUGAUCUCCGGUCGAUUCGCAUUCCAAGGCCUCAGCGAAUACCUCACCUGGCAAAAGAUUAAAUCUCUCGACUACACCUUCCCAGACGGAUUCGACGAAGAUGCCAAGGACCUCGUACGGCGUCUCUUCGUACACGAUCCAACACAACGGCUCGGCGCCGGCGGUCCAGACUCUGCUCAUUCAUACGCGGCACUUCGGGCACACCCAUUUUUCGCGUCUGUAUCAUGGGAGACGCUGUGGACUGACCCUGUACCUCUCUUGGAGGCAGGGCUGUGGAAGAAGGAGGUACAUGCGGCAGAUGAGGUGGAGGAGGGGAAGUGGGAUCAUGUUGGGGAGAUGUGGGAUCGAUUAGUGGGUGGUGAUGCUAACGUGGGUAACGGGAAUGGGGAGGACGAGGUAAAUGGGGAUGGUGUGGGAUGGGCAGGGGACAGUGAGGGAACGAUAUUGCACUCAUUCAAGUCAAGGUAUGCGGAAGAGGGCCCGAUGGGAGAGAUGCCGGAUUAUCUUGUAUGGCAAUCAAGGACGAGUGAAGGGAGGAUGAUGCCGGGGCUGGAAGAAGAUAUAGAUGAGACGCAGACGGUCGUUGGCGAGUACGAGCACGACACUGCAGUACCAGAAAUACAGACCUCUCCUCCACCAACACAGGACGGAGCAGAACCUGUGUCACCAUCAGAAGUCUCUCCUGUCGCUACUGAGAUCAUUCCCCCAGCUAUAUCUAUCCACGUCCUCGGAGUGAACGGAACAGGCUCAGGUUCUAGCUCUUCUGACGGGAGUCCCAUCGUUGAUAGGGUGACAGCGGAUCUCGACGUCAAGAUGAGAAUUAGCCCAGAUACCAAGGCAAAGCUGGAACCAAGCCUAUCGCGUGGACGGAAUCGCGCGCAGACUCCGGUGCAGGGUAACGGACCAUGUCCGAAUGCAGAUUGUUCAAGCCUUCUCUUACCGUCCGAAUGCGUCCUAUUCCAUACACGCGUCGAGGCUCGGUCACCGAAGCGUCGUGGUAGUAAACUACGUCUUCCGAUUAGCGCGAGUCUCACAAAGACGAAGACGCGGCAGCUGGUGCUUACGAACAUGCGGCUGUUAUGCGUGAAGCAGAAGGAGGGUGGUCAAGUGAGCUUGAAGAGUGAGGUUGGGUUGGGCGUGGGAGAUAAGGGCAAGGAGCGCGAGAAGCCGAGAGAAGGGAAGGAGAAAGAGCGGGAUGCAAUCAAGGACUGCAGAAAUGUGAUUGAGAGUGCAGAGCCGAAAGGCGAGCGAGAGUUUGUUAUUUUGACUGUCAGUCCUUUCAGCCCUGUUCUACGUGUUUCACCCUGCUGAUCCUCUGCAUGGCAUGCAGUCUAAUAGAUCACAGACAUAUGCUGCAGAGACGAGCGCUAUGUCUGCGAUGUGGGUGGAGAAGAUCAACGAGGCUCUCGUUCGGGGGAAU